Molecule: messenger RNA, 3621 nt
Organism: Gracilinanus agilis (Agile Gracile Mouse Opossum)
Lineage: Eukaryota; Metazoa; Chordata; Mammalia; Didelphimorphia; Didelphidae
Gene: ARHGAP20
Product: Rho GTPase activating protein 20
Exons: 15
Coding region: 1-3621 (1206 amino acids)
Biological process (GO): signal transduction; regulation of Rho protein signal transduction
Molecular function (GO): GTPase activator activity
Source: RefSeq, a predicted model, not a curated record
AUGGAAGCGAUGUCCCCCCAGCAGGAGACUCUGGGGGGGCAGCCAGGGCGCUCCUCUUCUCUGACUGGGGAGUCCAGGAUUGUGGGUGACACAGAGAGCAAGAAGAAAAUGAAAACAUUAGCAGAGAGGAGGAGGAGUGCUCCAUCCCUCAUCCUUGACAAAGCCCUGCAGAAACGACCCAGUAGCAAGGAAAGCCCAUCUGCCAACUUGGACCCAUGUACAUUUCUUACUUCUUUUAUGGGUUCCAAUAGGACCCUGCUGAUCGAUGGUCGUGUUGAACUCAAAAGGGGUCUGCAGCGUCAGGAACGACAUCUCUUUCUGUUUAAUGAUUUGUUUGUUGUGGCCAAGAUCAAGUAUAACAACAAUCUUAAGAUAAAAAAUAAAAUUAAAUUAAGUGAUAUGUGGACAGCAAGCUGUGUGGAUGAAGUGGGUGAAGGGAAUACCAAUACCAUGAAGUCAUUUGUUUUAGGAUGGCCCACUGUGAACUUCGUUGCCACUUUCAGUUCUCCAGAACAAAAGGACAAGUGGCUAUCUCUUCUCCAGAGAUAUAUUGAACAAGAGAAGGAGAAGGACCAUCCAAAGAGCAUUCCUCUCAAAAUCUUUGCCAAGGACAUUGGGAAUUGUGCUUACUCUAAAACAAUAACAAUUACGAAUUCGGACACAGUGAAUGAAGUCAUCGUCAUGGCACUGCCUAUGCUAGGGAUAAAUGGCUCUGAAAGAGACUACCAACUGUGGGUGAAUUCUGGGAGAGAAGAAGCUCCAUAUCCACUCAUUGAUCCCAGCCAGAAGAUGUUUAAAAGAAGAAGAUCUAUCAUAAAUUGGGCCUUUUGGCGAGGCUCCAGCACUCACCUGGACAACAUGCCAAUGUCUCCAACAUCCCCGAUGCCAGGGCAGCUCUUUGGGGUUUCACUGCCAGAGAUCUGUGAAAACGACAACCUGCCCAAACCUGUCUUGGACAUGCUUUUCUUUCUAAAUCAAAAAGGGCCCCUCACGAAAGGUAUUUUCAGGCAAUCUGCGAAUGUCAAAUCCUGCAGAGAGCUGAAGGAGAAACUUAACUCAGGAGCAGAGGUGCACCUAGACUGUGAAUCCAUUUUCGUGACAGCAUCCGUCUUAAAGGUGGAACUAGAAAUGAUGACGGUCAGGAAAAUCAGAGUUAAGUGCUGCAUAAAUAAGGAGCCUGGGGUGGAUGGGUCAGUACAUUCUGUGAAAGACAAAAGCUGUCCUUUUGAUUCGGAGCGGUACCCAAUUUGGGGGUUUCGCCCAGGUUAUCGGAGGCAGCCUGUUCUUAGGCAUCGCUGCCAAAGCAGAAAACACGCGAUUUCUGAAGCCAGACGCUCCAUUGUGUUUUCUCGCUGGCUGGGGAGCCCGGAGGACAGGAGUGGGGCUUUGUUUCAGGCUUACCAUUCCCAUAGCACACUGAGAGCAUGCCUAGUGUUAAUAGAACAGCUUCCUAGAGCCAAUGUCGUUCUCCUGAGGUAUCUAUUUGGAGUGUUGCACAGCAUUGAGCAGCAAUCUGCAUCUAAUCAAAUGACAGCAUUUAAUUUGGCAGUGUGCAUUGCUCCCAGCAUUCUUUGGCCACCAUCUUCUGCCAGUCCUGAGCUAGAGAAUGAAUUCACCAAAAAGGUCUCUCUACUUGUACAAUUUCUCAUUGAAAAUUGCUGCAGGAUAUUUGGGGAAGAAAUCACUUCCCUCUUGGGAGAUAUUUCAAUCAGCUGUGACAGAGACAAUGCCCCAGGUAUCUCUUGCUUCCAACUGAAUGACUCUUCCUAUGACAGCUUAGAAAAUGAGCUGAAUGAUGACGUAGAUGCUCCUUGUAGUGACCUGGUCAAGAAACUGGGUCAGGACAGCCGCAGCAUGGACUCUGUUCUAACGUUGAGUGACUGUGAUUUAGACCAACCUGAAUCAGAAGGUAUUUUAACUCUGAGUGACUUUGACUUGGACCAGCCUAAAAAUGAAGAAAUCCAGCUGAAGCACCCUUCCAAAUCCAAGCCACUGAGCAUUUCGGUGGCAUCCUACAGUAAAGUUUCAGCCCAAGUUCACUCCAAGAACAUUUCAGUUGGUACAAGGACAUCUGGUUUCUUGUCCACGGCAGCAGGAGAUGCUCUGAAAAAUUGGAGGAGACACAGGCGCUGCUCUGAGCCCAGCAUAGACUACCUGGAUUCCAAGCUCACCUAUCUCAGGGAGUUCUAUCAGAAGAAGCUCCGCAAGUCUAGCUGUGAUGCCAUUCUCUCCCACCGAGAUGAAGAUGGCCACAAACAGCCCCAUCCCUCACAAGGAGGUGACCAAAAGCUUAUUAAUCCAACCUCAGUCAUUCAGACCGAAGUGGAGAAGAAAAAUACCACAAACCAAAAUGUUAAGAAGAAAGGCUUUUUUAGUCAUGAAGGUACUCCAGUGAAACUUCCCUUCAAAUCCAAAUCUAUAACCAUUUCUGUGGCAUCUUAUAGUAACAUUUCAUUGCAGGAUCAUUCGAAGAGCCAAACAUUUGGUACCGAUCCAUCUGGGUACUCCCCCUCCAACACAGCACUUGGACUCAAAAGUUUGCAAAGACACAGGCGCUGCUCAGAGCCAAACAUAGACUACCUAGACUGCAAGCUCACCUCUCUCAGGGGAGUUUCUCCAAAGAACCUACACAAGACAAGCUGUGAUGUGGGCCUCUCUCUUGGAGAUGAGGAUUAUCUCAAGCGUCACCAGUCUUUGCAAGUAGAAGGUCAAAAACUGAUUAAUCAGAGUUUGGUCAUGGGGAUCGAGGUGGGGAAGAGUAAUACCUCAAACCAAAAUAUGGAAAAGAUGUUGCCUGUUACUCCACCACGGUUAAAUAUUUGCUCAAGAACUAGCUAUUCUAGUUUGUCAUCACCAGGAACAUCACCAUCUGGUUCUUCAGUGAGCUCUCAAGAUAGUGCUUUUUCCCAGAUUUCUGAACACUCGGUCUUUAUUCCCACAGAAACCUCUUCACCUGUUGAUUGCACUUUUUCAACUUCAAGAAAACAGGGGGAACUCUCUCCUGAUUUCUGCAGCCCUUUUUCUGGGAUGCCCAACCCUUCCCCAGGGCCAGCCAGUAGCCACCCACUUUGUAUUAAAAAGGACAACAUAGAGUGGGCUUCUCAAAUGCAUUCUGUAACUAUUCAUCCUAGCACUUGGUUAAGGAAUGGAGUGGCCACUUUAAAAAACUGGUCUCUCAAAAAGAAGACAAAGGCAUCCAGACAAGAGAGAAAGAAAGUAAAUUCCCUAAAAGGAACCUUGGAGCAGCCAACAUGUUCUUCUGAAGUCUCAGAAGCUGGCCUGCUCCCAGAGGCACUGGUGGAUGCCCCCCUGAGACCCUCCAACCUGGUCAGUGCGGUAGAAGCAGAUGAGCAAUGUCAUCCCUAUGGCCGCCAGGACUCUGCAGACCAGUGUAGCUCUCAAUUCAGUUCACUGGAUAACAGAUUUAAGCUCCAAAUGAAGCCAGCCAAGGAAGUGGAGGAUGAUAGCCAGCGUUCUCCUGGUGCUCCCCCCCCAGAGAAUCCCUCCCUCUGCUACCCUUUGACUCUAGAGAACACCUUGAACCCAGCCCCCGAUGCCGAGUGUCCAGAGACUGCAGUAGUUUGCAGUGAUGAGUUUGGACAUAGAACCAAAGACAUUUAA